CAGAGACCUUUCACGAACCAGAUUCCCAAGCACACACCCGGUGUUUCUAUUCAAUAUUGCCAUUCAUUUCGGUAGGGCUCAUCGGUAUUGGGCUGCAUCGGUGGAAGGAAACCAGAGAAGCCAACGAACUGGUCCUGGCGCAGUGGCUUACAUGAGGCUUACCCCCAACCAUCCACAGUCAAUCCGUGCCCGCCAACAACUUGAUCCUUUAAUCACGUGGCUCGAGUCUUACAACGUCCCUCUGCCGCAGUAGCAGGUACUGAGGCGACACAAAGGAAACUGUCCACGCCGCGAAGAGAAUGCACCUACCCUCGUAUUUAGGCUUGUGAUCGCGUUACAACUUUCAAGCCACCUUUCAGGUACCUGCUGCACGUCAUAUGUCAUCAAGCCACUGGGUACUCAGCUACACCCAUGGAAGACCUGGUAUGAGGUUCCUGCCUUACUUGCGCCGCCUAUGAGCCUCCCUAGUCGCGUUUUGAACGAACUACAUUCACACCUUGUGCCCUCUCAGCUCCUGAAGCUGUCCACAUGAGUUUUCUUGACUCACCUGUGCCCCGUUCUUUUGUCCUUCCAGCCCCACCCCCCUUUAUGACUUGUUUUCCAAAUAUUUCGGCAGUUUUUAUUCUUACAUCUUUACGUCUUUUCGUCACUGUCUAUCGGGUAUAUCGGCUUUGCUGUCACUGCGUACUCCGUAGGUGCAACCGGGCCUUUUCGCGUCCCUGGCUUGAAAGACCUUGUACGCCAGGAUCAUCAGGAACAAUCCACGGAGAUUUAGCGCGUUCACAACAGAGCGCCACCCCCAGUUCGCAGACCGCUCUGGGCUUGGCGUAUCCCUAUCGACCUUGCCUGCUUAGGUCUUACGGGCUGCCGCGGAAAUGGAUGAGAUAUUUCUACAGUCCUGCAGCAUAGCAUCAUUAUCAUCGUCAAUAGGACUCGUCUAUGUCAAACGCGAGAAAAGAACGCAUUUAUGGCCUGCCUGAAGCUGAGGCACACCGCUUGCAGAAAUAGACUGCCUAUAGAGCGCAGGUCCUGAACCCAACACUGCAUGAAACUAUCGAGCGGCUUCAUAGGCGAGCUCUUGCCGAGCCGGGCCGACAGUUCGCUUCGUAUCUUGGUUCUCGCGGGUAAUUUUUUAUUGUUUUUGAGACUCAGUGUUUGCUGACGGAUACUUUCUUCCGCCCCGUGUGGGAGACUAGUCGCUCAAAGGGGGUUGGCAGUUAAUAUCGCCGUCGAAAAUGCUCGCUCAGUCUUCUUAGCUUCAUUGUCACCGGUGCUUCCUUGGUCAAACUUCAAAGUUUUCCAGCAGCGUGAUCCCACCACCAAUGUACCCUCUACACCAUCUUCAAGACUUCAUUGACUCCCAGCUCUUGGAUCAUUGUCGUCUUAUUCGUUCCAGGAUGGUGGAAUAUUGUUUUUGAUCACGAAAGCAUGGGCUAGGCUAUGCACCCCUGGACAGGCAGACUUUUUUUUUUCCAAUAUUUUCCCAAAGGGGAAAGGCAAUCGCGUCGUCGUCGACGACGACCUGAAUGUCGACAAGGCGGCACAGCCCCCUGAGCUGACCGAAGAGGUCCACAAACAUCGCCGAGCGGCGACGGCUUGAAGAAUAUAUAAACAAGUCUUUUCAUCCUCCUCAUCACUGCCUAUCUUCUCCAUGUCUCAGCCCCCAAGCCUCCUCCUCCUGACUUCUCAAGUCAGCAGCCCCUUCUCCAGUCUUCUAGACUAGACGGCUACCUACAUUCGCUCAAAUCGGGAUCUUGAUCUUUGACUCUCUUUCUGUCCUCCCCCAUCAUGAAGGUCACCAGCUUCUUCAAGGGACUGGGGAUGUUCGUCGGCCUGGCGGCUGCGGCUCCCCAUUCUUCCAACUCGGACCAGGCCCUUGGACUGUAUCCUCGUGAGCCUGGCGUCUCGCCGGCUUUCGAUCUGUCCAAGCGCCAGUCCUGCCACACGGCUUCCAACAGGGCCUGCUGGUCUACUGGAUUUGACAUCAACACCGACUAUGAGGACAAGAUCCCCGACACUGGGGUUACGCGCCAGUACACCUUGACCCUCACGGAGCAGUGGAACUGGUUGGGACCUGAUGGUCAGCGCAAGGAGGUGGCUAUGCUCAUCAACGGCGGCUACCCUGGCCCCACCAUCCGCGCCUCAUGGGGUGAUUGGAUCGAGGUUACCGUCGUGAACAACCUUGAGAUCAACGGUGACGGCUUUAGAACUUCUUUCCACUGGCACGGAAUCCGCAUGUUAAACAACUGUGUCAACGACGGCGCCAAUGGUAUCACUGAGUGCCCCAUCGCCCCUAACAAAUCCCGCAAGUACCGAUUCCGUGCCCAGCAGUAUGGCACUUCUUGGUACCACUCUCACUUCUCCGGGCAGUACGCCAACGGUGUCGUCGGCCACAUCUUGAUUGACGGCCCUGCUUCUCUACCCUACGAGGAGGAUCUUGGUAUUCUCAGCAUCACUGAUUGGUACUAUAAGGGUGCCGACCGCAUCCAGUACGAGCUGAUCCCAUCGCCUGGCAGGGCUCCUCCCAGCGACAACAUUCUUUUCAACGGCAAGGGUAUCAGCCCUCCCGGACGCCCUGCCGGUGGCAGCUACCAGCGCACGGUGCUGAAGCCUGGAAAGCGCCACCGUCUCCGCAUCGUGAACCCGUCGGUUGACAACGUCUUCAAGGUCCGCCUUGCCAAUCACCCAUUCACUGUGAUUCAGACCGACUUUGUUCCCGUCCAGGCCUAUACCACCAACGAGCUCCUGGUCGGCAUUGGUCAGAGGUACGAUGUCACCAUCGAGGCCAACCAGUCCGUCGGCAACUACUGGUUCAACGUCACGGUCACCUGCGGCGGCGCCACCAACGCCCUGACCCCGGCUUCCAUCUUCCAGUACGAGGGUGCUUCCUCGACCGCCCUGCCCACCAACCCGGGCCCGGCCCUCGACACCACCUGCCUGGACAUCAUCAACUUCUCGCCUGUCGUGCGCAAGGACUUCCCCGAGGCCGUCUUCCGCGCCAGCUCGGACAACACCCUCAACACGGCCGUCACCACAAAGAACUGGGAGGGCGUCCAGCGUGUCUACUGGACCGUCAACAACGUCGACAUGAACAUCACCUGGGACGAACCGACCCUUGAAUACGUCGCCAAGGGAAACACCAACAUCCCCCAGCGCUACAACCUAUUCCGCGUGCCCCGAGGCAACGAGUGGAGUGUCUGGAUCAUCAACAACCCGAUCGGCGCCCCGCACCCCAUGCAUCUGCACGGACACGACUUCUACGUCCUGGGCCGUUCGCCCAACAUGGCAACGCCCACCAACUUCGACGCGGCGCGCGACACGCCGAGCCUGACGUGGACCAACCCUACCCGCCGCGACGUGACGAUGCUUCCCGGAAACGGAUGGCUGGCCGUGGCGUUCCGCACCGACAACCCGGGCGCCUGGCUGUUCCACUGCCACAUCGCCUGGCACGUCGCCCAGGGCCUCAGCGUCCAGUUCCUCGAGCGCGUCGACGAGAUCCCUGCCACCGUCAACCUGGCCGAGCUCGAGCCCACCUGCAGGGACUGGACCGCCUACUACGAGUCCAGCCCCAACAAGCAGCACGACUCUGGUCUUAGGACCGGUGGUGGCAACUAAACCCCUGUCAUGGGUUUUUAGGACUAGGGAACGGCAGAUCUGAGAUGAUCUGCAGCUGCGCAAAGCUGAACCUGACGAGGUUGGGCUUUUUUUCUUUCCUUUCACUUCAUUGGAGAACCUGUUUAUAUAUAUCGACGAUAGGUGAUUAGUCUAUAUCUCCUUUGUUUGAUACUAGUACAUAACUGCAGUUUGUUUUAUAUUCUGAUCUCUUUUCGUUCCUCUCCAUCUGCCUCUUUAACCGCUAUGCGUAUUGCUUUGGAAGAAUUUUGAUUUCGGCCACGACAAUACUAGCUCUACGAAUGCAAACAAUCAUGAA
Messenger RNA from Pyricularia grisea, 3931 nucleotides. RefSeq lists its product as uncharacterized. The record is from RefSeq and is a predicted model, not a curated record. Lineage: Eukaryota; Fungi; Ascomycota; Sordariomycetes; Magnaporthales; Pyriculariaceae. The transcript is spliced from 7 exons. Bases 1789 to 3615 code for a protein of 608 amino acids. Gene Ontology annotation, molecular function: oxidoreductase activity; copper ion binding.